AUGAAGUCAAUAAACCCCAGAAUGAAAGUUCUUCUGUCGGUGGGAGGACCGGAACAAAGUUCAGAACUUUUCCUUGACAUGCUGUCCUCCCGAGACAGCAUCUUACAGUUUGCGACGAAUGUAGUAGAGUACUUGCGAAAAUAUGGAUUCGAUGGUAUUGACAUAGCCUGGGAGUUCCCCGGGAAUAGUUUACCAUCCCCUGAUCUCUACACACAGCUCAUUCGUGAAUUACGAACAGCAUUUAACGCCGAAGCAGACGCACAAGGAAACGACCGACUGCUGCUAGCCGUAACAUUGGCUUCUACGAAGGGCACCAUAGAUGCCUCCUAUGAUAUACCGUCGAUAGAACCGUAUAUUGAUUAUGCGAAUAUACUCUCAUACAACUAUCAUAACCACUGUCAAAAUGUGACCGGAUUGAACGCUCCAUUAUACAGCAGCCAAGAAGAACGAAUCAUGGGCAGAGGAGCAGAGCAGUUGAAUCAGAACUGGACAGUGAAUUAUUUUAUAGAUUUGGGAUUACCUCCCGAUAAGAUAAAUUUAGGAAUACCAACGUUCGGAUUGAAAUUCUCUCUGGAGCACGUGGCCAACAAGGGAGUUGGUUCUCCAACUAACAUCCCGCUAAACUGUCUGCCAGAUGAUGACAGGGUUCCGUACUAUCAGACAUGUGACGGUCUAUCUGCACGUGACCAGAGCCGGAGAUGGGUGGAUGCUUACGACAAUGAGCAAGAAGCUCCUUAUGCGUCUUACGGCAAGGAGUGGAUAACAUACGAGAGUACAAGGAGUAUCCAACAAAAGGCGGAGUUCAUCGUGGACAACUCGUUAGGGGGAGCAAUGGUGUGGUCUCUAGAUCGAGAUGAUUUCUCCAACAGCUGUGGUGAGGGAAACUUUCCACUUCUUAAUACACUCCAGGAAACAUUAGGCCCAACGGUCCAGUUGUGUGUGACGCCAUCAACACCCGGUACAACACCACAACGGACCGCAUUGUCCCAGGAAACGACAAUGAAAACAACAUCCGCCUUCAAAACAACUACUCAGCCACUCAUCACAACGACGCCAACAACCGCAACUGCACCAACACGGGCGAGCACGGUCUCUCAGGACUGUGCUCAGACGAACUACAGGAUGGUGUGCUACGUAACCAAGAGGGAUUACUUCCCCCCUCUGUACUAUCCGGAUAUAGACGUCAACCUGUGCACUCAUCUCAUUUAUGCUUUCGCUUCUUUGAAUGAAAACACCAUCAGCGUUGAAACAACUGCUGACACACAAGUUUACCACGAAGUAUUGGCGCUUCGUUCACAGAACCCUAAUCUGAAGGUUUUACUGUCCAUUGGUGGGUGGAAUCAUCUUCAGGCUCCUUUUAAUGAUCUGGUUUCAAGUGACACCAACAUAGAUGAAUUUGCUCAAUCUGCAAUUGGUUUUCUGCGAAAUGAAACCUUUGACGGUCUAGAUCUCGCAUGGCUCUUUCCCUCAGCAUCUCAAGUGCCGUCUAUUCAGACUAAGUUUACUGCAUUACUAGAGGCUUUAUAUAAAGCUUUCUCAGAGGAAGCUAUGAGUAUUCCAACGUCCCGUUUGUUGCUGACUGUAGCCACGGGAGCCAAGAAGGAGGUGAUUGACGGCUCAUACAUUAUUCCAGAAUUACAAAGGUACGCUGAUUUUGUGAAUGUUUUAGCGUUUGACUAUCACUUAAGGUGUGCAGACCGCACUGGUAUGAAUGCGCCACUGUAUGCUGGCACUGGGGAACUGACGCAACUAAACCAGAACUGGACCGUAAACUACUACCUGAAUAAUGGUCUGUCCCGGGGAAAACUGGUCAUGGGAAUACCCGUCUAUGGACGCCAGUUUCGCUUGGCUAACCAAAUGAACAACGGUCCAGGACAACUAACGACCGGUGUUGAGUCCACCUGUCGGCGCAAUAGUGGUAUCACUCCGUAUUUUUUGAUAUGUAACGCGCUAUCCGGGUACCAGACGGCCUGGGAUAACGUAAGGAGAGUGCCAUUUGCCUACAACACCAAGCUAGUCUGGCUGACGUACGACAACGAGAGAAGUGUUAGAGAGAAGGCAAAUUUUAUCAAGAGAGAAGACUUAGGUGGAGCAGUUGUUUGGUCUCUCAAUGAGGAGGAUUUUUCAGGAUCUUGUGGAGCUCAGGCAUACCCCUUAGUCAACACGAUUAGAUGUACUUUGUCAGAGUCGGGAUCUUCCUCUAGCACAACCACCAAAUCAACAGGCACAACCACAAAGUUUACAGGGUCUACCACCAAGUUUACCGGCUCUACCACCAAAUCAACAGGCACAACCACAAAGUUUACAGGGUCUACCACCAAGUUUACCGGAUCUACCACCAAAUCAACAGGCACAACUACAAAGUUUACAGGGUCCACACUGCCUACAACCCCUGUGGUGUGCAAUGGACCACCCAGAAAUGCUAACGAACCACAAAAUUUUACCCAGCUUUGUACCAAUAACACGGAUUUGUUGCCAUACAACCCAGACUGUACACGUUUUGUUCAAUGUGAACCCGAUGGAUGGGUCAUAAAAAACUGUUCUGCUUGUCUGUACUUCAACCGUGGGAAUAGUGUCUGUGACUUCCCAGAAAACGUAAUGGAUUGUACGCGCCAAACUACUAAAUCGACUGGAUCUACAACAAAAUCGACAGGCACAACCCCCAAAUUUACUGGGUCUACAACAAAAUCAACAGGUCCCACCACUGAAUAUACAGGGUCAACCACAAAAUCGACAGGCACAACCACCAAGUUCACUGGGUCUACCACCAAAUCAACAGGUACAACCGCAAAGUUUACAGGGUCUACCACCAAGUUUACCGGCUCUACCACCAAAUCAACAGGCACAACCACAAAGUUUACAGGGUCUACCACAAAAUUUACAGGCUCUACCACCAAAUCAACAGGCUCAACCACCAAGUUUACUGGAUCCACACUGCCUACAACCCCUGUGGUGUGCAAUGGACCACCCAGAAAUGCAAACGAACCACAAAAUUUUACCCAGCUUUGUAUCAAUAACACGGAUUUGUUGCCAUACAACCCAGACUGUACACGUUUUGUUCAAUGUGAACCCGAUGGAUGGGUCAUAAAGAACUGUUCUGCUUGUCUGUACUUCAACCCUGAAAAUAGUGUCUGUGACUUCCCAGAAAACGUAAUGGAUUGUACGCGCCAAACUACUAAAUCGACUGGAUCUACAACAAAAUCGACAGGCACAACCCCCAAAUUUACUGGGUCUACAACAAAAUUCACAGGACCCACCACUGAAUAUACAGGGUCAACCACAAAAUCGACAGGCAUAACCACCAAGUUCACUGGGUCUACCACCAAAUCAACAGGCACAACCGCAAAGUUUACAGGGUCUACCACCAAGUUUACUGGAUCUACCACCAAAUCAACAGGCACAACCACAAAGUUUACAGGGUCUACCACAAAAUUUACUGGCUCUACCACCAAAUCAACAGGUUCAACCACAAAGUUUACUGGAUCCACACUGCCUACAACCUCUGUGGUGUGCAAUGGACCACCCAGAAAUGCAAACGAACCACAAAAUUUUACCCAGCUUUGUACCAAUAACACGGAUUUGUUGCCAUACAACCCAGACUGCACACGUUUUGUUCAAUGUGAACCCGAUGGGUGGGUCAUAAAGAACUGUUCUGCGUGCCUGUACUUCAACCCUGGAAACAGCGUCUGUGACUUCCCAGAAAACGUAAUGGACUGUAUGCGUCAAACUACAAAAUCAACUGGGUCUACCACAAAAUCGACAGGCACAACCACCAAGUUUACUGGGUCUACAACAAAAUCAACAGGCACAACCGCAAAGUUUACAGGGUCUACCACCAAGUUUACUGGAUCUACCACCAAAUCAACAGGCACAACCACAAAGUUUACAGGGUCUACCACAAAAUUUACUGGCUCUACCACCAAAUCAGCAGACUCAACCACCAAGUUUACUGGGUCCACACUGCCUACAACCUCUGUGGUGUGCAAUGGACCACCUAGAAAUACAAACGAACCACAAAAUUUUACCCAGCUUUGUGCCAAUAACACGGAUUUGUUGCCAUACAACCCAGACUGUACACGUUUUGUUCAAUGUGAACCCGAUGGGUGGGUCAUAAAAAACUGUUCUGCGUGCCUGUACUUCAACCCUGGAAACAGCGUCUGUGACUUCCCAGAAAACGUAAUAGACUGUACGCGUCAAACUACAAAAUCAACUGGGUCUACCACAAAAUCGACAGGCACAACCACCAAGUUUACUGGGUCUACAACAAAAUCGACAGGACCCACCACUGAAUAUACAGGGUCAACCACAAAAUCGACAGGCACAACCACCAAGUUUACUGGGUCUACCACCAAAUCGACAGGCACAACCACCAAGUUCACUGGGUCUACCACCAAAUCGACAGGCACAACCACCAAAUUUACUGGAUCUACAACAAAAUCGACAGGACCCACCACUGAAUAUACAGGGUCAACCACAAAAUCGACAGGCACAACCACCAAGUUUACUGGGUCUACAACAAAAUCAACAGGCACAACCGCAAAGUUUACAGGCACAACCACCAAGUUCACUGGGUCUACCACCAAAUCGACAGGCACAACCACCAAGUUCACUGGGUCUACAACAAAAUCGACAGGAACAACCACCAAGUUUACUGGCUCUAGUACCAAGUCUACAACUCCAUCUACUGCCAGUACCAGCCAAAAACCAUGCUACAGUCCUCAGAGGCCUCGAAAUUCUCAGGAUGUCCAAAAUUUCGAUGAAAUGUGCUUUCACAACAAACUGAUCCAAUAUAACCCUGACUGUAGACGAUACGUCCACUGUGAAUAUUCCUCCUGGUCCAUCAUGACCUGUCCUGAUUGUCUGUACUUCAGCAGUCAAAGUAAUGUUUGUGAAUACCCCGAAGAUGUUCCCGACUGCCAAGACCCCAUACCAGUGAUUACAACCACCACUGCUAGUCCUUCAACUGCAAAAAAAUGUACAGCACCAGCCAAACCACGAGCGUCCACUCAGUCGCAAGAUUUUGUAACUCUUUGUCGACUAGCGGGAGACAAUGCCCACCUCCCUUUAAACACUGACUGUGGCUCCUUCGUCCAGUGUACAUUCUCCAACAUCGGUAUUUACCACGUGAAACGGUGUCCGGAAUGCCAGUACUUUCACAUAGACUCAAGUCGUUGCGAGUUGCCAGGCGUAGUCACAGAUUGCCAGUCUGCAGCAUCAGUCGAUAUCACCGCACCCCUGAAGGCCCCCUCUACACCAGAUCAGUGUGAUCUGGACGGAUCCUUUGGACACGCACGGAGAGGCUUCCGUCUAGUACAAAAUUUCCACGCUCUGUGUUUGGUUGACGGCCAGGUGAUCCCCGUGUAUAAUGACUGUUCCUGCUAUGUUAUGUGCAAAGGCGCUGGUGUCUGGACACUCGCUGUCUGUCCCAAUGGCCAGUUUUACGACACAAAUGGCAAAUGUAUCCCCCAAGACCAAGUAACGCUAUGCAAUUGAGUAAUCC
This is a messenger RNA of Liolophura sinensis, 5500 nucleotides long. RefSeq lists its product as uncharacterized. Lineage: Eukaryota; Metazoa; Mollusca; Polyplacophora; Chitonida; Chitonidae. Gene Ontology annotation, molecular function: chitinase activity; chitin binding. Bases 1 to 5493 code for a protein of 1830 amino acids. Gene Ontology annotation, biological process: carbohydrate metabolic process; chitin catabolic process. The record is from RefSeq and is a predicted model, not a curated record. The transcript is spliced from 20 exons. Gene Ontology annotation, cellular component: extracellular region.